Molecule: messenger RNA, 1860 nt
Organism: Chaetomium globosum CBS 148.51
Lineage: Eukaryota; Fungi; Ascomycota; Sordariomycetes; Sordariales; Chaetomiaceae
Exons: 3
Coding region: 1-1860 (619 amino acids)
Source: RefSeq, a predicted model, not a curated record
AUGCACAGCGACGAGGACGGGCCGCUGAUCUCAUCAGAGGUCCUCGAACCAUCCGACAAAGUGCUGAUCCCUGACCUAAAUGGCCCUCUGUUAAAGAAGGACGGACUCGGUUGUGGACACAGCCAACACGCCACGGACGCCCCCGAAGCUGGCGGUUGCCAUUGCCCUCAACAGCUGGGCGCGCUGGGUCAUACCCAGACGGUGAAUCCGAAUUCGCAGGCAGCACAAAACCCUGGACUCGAUGAACCCGGUCUAGGCAGUCCCGGCCUGCUUGGCGAGACCAUCAUACCACUUCCAGGCCUGGUCGCCCCGCACACUCAGGGCGAGCUCCAACUCCCCGCGCCGCCAAUUCCUAUAAAGGCUGCUACCCCAGAAGCGUCACGCGCGCCCACCGGUGGCGAUCACCUCGCUCCUGAGCUUUCUCUCGACACAACUCCAUCCACCAUGAUCUUUUCAGAUCUGUAUAGGUCGCCGAGGACGACCCUCACCAAAUUCCGCAAUUCUUUUCCCCAGGGCGACCCACCACCCCCAGAUCCUUACGCCGACCUUGUUAGUAAAGACAAGACCAGGAAUAGGGAAGCCGUAAAGAAGUACCUUGGCGAAAAGAUUCGAAACGACUGGCAAUUCACAUGGCCGUCCGUGGUGGCUUCGGAACCGACUCCGACAGAAACCCCAGCCACCGUGCAAGGGGAGGGCAACCGGGCAACUGGUGACGUCGUACAAUACGCCACCCCGCCGUUAGCGGCAACCGAUGAUGAAGUCCCAAGGGAUCCAGGGGAAGAGGCCGACUCCGAGUCAGACGCAGCGUCCGUGUACAGCACCAUCUCGGAAGAUCCUAUGCACUUCCGGCCACGGGCAGAAUGGACGUCGGAUCUAUCAGACGACGAUGGGCCGGUUCAAAGUUCAGCCUCCCCCUUUCGCUUUGACAGUCCGGAGGCCGUUGGAGCGGCUGUCCACAAUUCCAUCGAAAAUAAGCGCGCAUGCCGGAGAAGAGCUGUGCGGGAUGAGAUAAAAUGGAACCCUGGGCUGGCAUGCUUCGAAGCUCGCCGCAACGCCUGGACGGGCGCAAAAACGGUACGGUUGAAGCCAAAGCCAGCAAGUCCCGCCUCACCUUCCUCCGCUCGUCGCCUCUUUUGGAGGCACCAGAAGACACAGUCGUCGGUCUCCCAAACCGCCGUCAUCACCUCCAGCUCGCCGUCCGGGCCAACUUCGCCCAUUUCCCCAACCACGACUCGCACAUCCACAACGACUGCCUCCGAUUCAGACUCCGCGGGCGCACACAGGACAGUCUCGCAAGACUCUAGCGCCCCUGCUAUUCUUCAUCCAGUCCACACCAUCAGCCAACAACCCUCCUGUCCCGUCAAUCUCGCUGACAUGUUGCGCGCCUGUGUUGUCGGCUGGAAACGCGACGGCGAAUGGCCCCCGAAAGCCAUAUACACAGUCCCGGCCCCCGUCCCAGCACCGAACGCCGAGGUCAUUGCCAUGCGCCAAUGGAAGGCUCAGAAGCAGCGGAACAAGAACGCAGCGGCGGGUUCCGGGUCGGGAAGGAGGCUGAGCCUCGUCGGGCUAUUUAGUGGCUCGGGCGGUGCCGCAACCAAGACGGCUAGCACGGCGGCGACGGCGGCGGCGACGGCGGCGGCGACGCAGGAGGUCAAGGAAAUUGGGCUGGGCCACUCGCAGUCCCAUUCCCAUUCCGACGAGGGCGCUGGAUCCUCGGGGAAGGCGCUGUUUAGAAGAAGCCUGCAAAAGGUCUUGUCGCUCGGGCAACACGGUCACGCACAUGGUGCUGCCAACGGUGGCGGGGGCGGGCCGAUCUCGCCGACUACUCCUGCUACGAAGGAGGUUGCCGCGGCAGUUUGA